This is a messenger RNA of Silurus meridionalis, 3351 nucleotides long. RefSeq names its product methylthioribose-1-phosphate isomerase 1 (gene mri1). The record is from RefSeq and is a predicted model, not a curated record. Gene Ontology annotation, molecular function: S-methyl-5-thioribose-1-phosphate isomerase activity. The coding region runs from base 765 to 1826 and encodes 353 amino acids. The transcript has 6 exons. NCBI's taxonomy places the organism in Eukaryota, Metazoa, Chordata, Actinopteri, Siluriformes, Siluridae.
AAACAAAGAUUGCACAACAAGUGUGUGUGUGUAUUUUGCAUAUUUAUAAUGUCAGUGGAAGGUCCUCACAAAACAAAGAUUGCACAAGUGUGUGUAUUUUACAUAUUAAUGAUGUCAGUGGAAGGUCCUCACAAAACAAAGAAUUCAGAGUGGGCGUGUGUAUGUUGCCUAUUAAUGGUGUCAAGUGUGUGUGUUGUCUAGUAAUAUCAAUAGAAGGCCUGGGCCUUACAAACAUCUCACAAACAGAGAGAGACUGUGUGUGUCGUAGGUACAAUCAAGUAGAUUCAUUCUAUAAUCGAUCACUUUGAUGAGCAGCUGUUUUCUAUUGUGGAAGGUCCUCACAAAUCACAAAGAUAACAUGACAAGUGUGUGUUUGUUUGUCUAAUAAUAAUAAUGUCAGUGAAAGGUCUUUACAAAGAUCGAAUGAGAAAAGUGUGUGUGUCCGUCCAAGGGUCAGCGUGUCGAGUCUACGAGGUGCGCGCGCCGGUUGGUCUGUGCCAAGGUGACACGAGCGCGCAAUAGAACCGGGUAGGGGGGUUGUGGGCGUGGCCAAAAAAAGAGCCGUGCGUUUCCUGUCGGAAUGAGCACGUGCUUCCGUGAGAGGUCCCUCCGUCAAGUCGCCGCCGCCGCCGCCGCGUGUGUGUCGUGUCGUGUCGUGUCCAGCCCCCUUUAAAUCGCGCCCACGCCGUGAGGCUUUCCCCGGGGGGUUGCGUGUUUCUUUUCCGUCUCCUAAAGGAAACGUGCGCACGAGACGAGCAGGGGUCAUGACGCUAGAGGCGAUCCGGUACCGGGCCGGGUCUCUGCAGAUCCUCAACCAGCUGCUGCUGCCGUGCGAGACGGUGUACGAGGAGAUCCGCUCGGUGCAGGACGGAUACGAGGCCAUCAAGAGCAUGAAGGUGCGUGGUGCUCCUGCCAUUGCCAUUGUAGGCUGCCUGAGCAUGGCAGUGGAGCUGAGGGCAGGUGCCGGGGGCGAAGACCCCGUGUCCUUUAUCAGGGAGUCUCUGUGUCACCUGACCUCAGCACGACCCACCGCCGUCAACAUGGGGCGAGCGGCGCGAGAGCUAAUGGAGUUCACUGAGAACGAGAGCAUGGAGAAAGGUGGAGAGCAACUCAGAGAAAGCGUCAUUGGUUGGAUUGAGGAGAUGCUGGAACGAGACGUGAACGAUAACCGGAAGAUUGGUAACUAUGGCGCCCAGCACAUCCUGUCCGGUGUUCCGAGAGACUCCGUCACCAUCCUCACACAUUGCAACACGGGCAGCCUGGCCACCGCUGGAUAUGGCACCGCUCUCGGAGUGGUGAGGUCACUGCAUGCUCUGGGUCGUCUGAAGCGGAUGUACUGUACGGAGACCAGGCCGUAUAACCAGGGAGCGCGACUCACAGCGUACGAGGCCGUAGCCGAGGGUUUCCCGUCUACGCUCAUCGCAGACAGCAUGGCCGCUCUCGCCAUGAGGGAGAAAGGCAUCACAGCGGUCGUCGUCGGGGCAGAUCGUGUUGUUGCUAAUGGCGACACGGCUAACAAAGUGGGAACGUACCAGCUAGCCAUUGCUGCAAAGCAUCAUGGGAUACCAUUCUACGUGGCGGCUCCCAGCACAUCAUGUGACCUGAGUCUGGAGAGUGGGAGAGACAUAGUGAUCGAGGAGAGACCACCGGAGGAGCUCACCAACAUUAACGGUGUUCCUGUUGCUGCUCCAGGUAUCAGCGUGUGGAACCCGGCGUUUGACGUCACUCCCCAUCAGCUGAUAACAGGGGGGAUCAUCACGGAGCUCGGUGUCUUUCUGCCCUCUGAGCUGCAGGCUGCUCUCACCGGCCGUCUCACCGCCUUGUAGGCUCUACGCCGCCCCCACAGGGCACAGUGUGUUACUGCACCUUCAUUACCACCUCACAGCUCAUGCCCUCGUUCCCUUUCCUUCUCUCACACACACACACACACACACACACACACACACACACACACACACACACACACACACACAUGCAGAGGGAAGUGUAAAUUACACCACCAUGCAUUUUCACACUCUUACACCGACUGGAACACUUUUAUAUCACACACAAGGCUGUUUCAGUUUUCCACAACCAAUCAUUUUUAUUCUUUUAUCACUUCUCAUGCCCUUCUCUUUCCCCUCUUUCUCGCUCGGCUCCAGUCCUCACCGAAUGGUGGUGUGUGUGUGUGUGUGUGUGUGUGUGUGUGUGUGUGUGUGUGUUAUGAUUUCAGAGCGCAGCUCUCACCAUGGUGUCUAUAAUGACCUCACUUCACAUGUAUCCACAUCUUUCAUUUUACAGAAUUCGCUUCGAGUUUGGUUCUUAUCUCCCAAAAAAAAAGGGCUAUCCAAUAGUGUACGUGUAUAAAAUCAGCCACACACACACACACACACACACACACACACAAGUAUAAAAUAGUAUUUCUAACUUGGUUAAAUCCACAAAGCCUGAAAUCAGCCACUGAAAUAAUAAUGAUGGAAAAAGUCAUGUGACUUUAGGAUUUAUUUAAUUAAGAUUCUCACAUCAACACUUCGUCCGUCAGUCAUUCUCUCCAAGUAUUAUAAAACAAAAAAAUCUAUAUAUUCAUGCUAAAACAAAGCUGGAACUUGGCCACGACCAGUUCCCCAAAAGCUCCAUGAUCCACAGAGCUCUGUUUUUUUUUUAGUUAGGAAAAUCUGGAAUCUGUGUAGCCUCAUUUUUGUUCUACACUCCUGAGCAAAAAAAAUGGGCCACAUUACUCAGAAUCCUCUGUUCCUACUUCUUCUGUUUCAUCCUCACCAUGAACAUCUUUCAAUCCAGCCACAGGAUUUAAAUAAAGCUCAUGUAGAGGGCAUGUAGCCGUACUGAAGUGUAGACCUGGAGAACGGGGAGGAGCAGGGACUUGGUAAAGGUGGCAGGUCGGUCGGGAACAACGACAUUUUCCUCAGAUUUGUUGCUAAAACGUUAAAAAAGGCUUCUUAGAGAUUAUAUUCGUCGACGUCUAUCCAGGCGCAUGUUUUUUUCCACCAUAUUGAUUUACAGGAACUUUCAACUAUAUUGCAUUGAAUUUUCCAUUUUCUUGGAAAGUUGUUCACCUCAGCAGAAGUAGACGAAAGAACAGUGGCUCAGAAGAGUUUUUGCUCAAUUUCUGACCAAUAAUUCGGUGUUUAUGUUCGUUAAAUAUUUAAAUGUAUUACUAAAUACUAAAAGCCCUUUUUUUGGGGUCUGGCUCUUUUUUUUUUUUCCUCAGGAGUGUGUUACGGUCCAUGUAUGUUGCGUUCAUUUGUUUAAAAAUGAUUAGAGAACCAAGUAUUUCCUGCCUUGCACUGGAACCUUUGUUUGUUUUUCCCAUAAAAUGAUUUUUUAAAUAAAAUAAAUUUGAUUUUGUUUUUA